Penicillium brasilianum is the source of this 1788-nucleotide messenger RNA. The record is from the annotation of a GenBank genome assembly. NCBI's taxonomy places the organism in Eukaryota, Fungi, Ascomycota, Eurotiomycetes, Eurotiales, Aspergillaceae.
CCCCGCGCAACCCCCACCGGAGCCCUUGUUGCUGUCCUCCGCUAAAUUACCCGGCACCCGACUUGGCGGGGUCAGUUUGCUAUUUAGGUCCCUUUUUUUUUCUCCUAUUCAUCCUCAAGGUACUCCUCACAGACGGUCAGCUCUUGCUAGCCUCUUAGCUCAAAAUGGCCAACGUAUUGGACGACAUUUCUCACCGCCGCUACAACCCCCUUCGAGGCUCGCACAUUUUGGUGUCUCCCCACCGCACCAAGCGUCCUUGGCAAGGAGCGCAGGAGAGCCCUUCCAAGACCACUCUACCCCACCAUGAUCCAGAGUGCUACCUGUGCCCUGGUAACAAGCGAGCCCAGGGUGACGUCAACCCCAAAUACGAAAGCACCUUUGUCUUCGUCAACGACUACAGUGCUGUCAAGGAAGAGCAGGCUGCAUAUGAGGGUUCAGGCGGCGAUGAUCUCGAGUCGCGCUUCCUCAAGGCCGAGCCCGUGACCGGCAAGUGCUACGUCCUGACCUUUUCCUCCGCGCAUAACCUCACCCUCGCCGACCUGUCCCCGACCGAUUUUUUUUUUUUUUUUAUUGCUUUUACCGAGAUCUACACUGCGCACUUGUCGCCCAAGUCUCCACUGGCUCAGAAUGCGCCCCCAACCCACAUCCAGCCUUCUGGGUCCCACACCAGCAUUACCAAGCCCAAGGAGCAAUACCGGUACAUGCAGAUCUUUGAGAACAAGGGCGCUGCCAUGGGCUGCUCAAACCCCCACCCUCACGGCCAGGUCUGGACCACCAGCACACUGCCGGAGGAGCCUGCUGCGGAGCUGGAGCAGUUGCGCCGGUACCGUCAGGAGCACAGCGGUAGCCACAUGCUGGAGGACUACGCAGCGCUCGAGAGCCGUAAGCAGGAGCGAGUUGUCUUUGAGAACGAGGGUUUCAUCGUCGUCUGCCCCUGGUGGGCAACUUGGCCUUUCGAGACGAUGGUUGUCAGCCGCACGCACAAGCGUGCUCUGGUUGAUCUCUCCGAUGCUGACAAGGUUCUCCUUGCUGAGGCCAUCGCUGAGAUUACUCGUCGCUACGAUAACCUCUUCGAGACUCACUUCCCUUACUCUAUGGGUAUCCACCAGGCUCCUCUGGACGGCACCGAUGAGGAGGUCGAGGCCUCGUAUCUGCAUCUGCACUUCUACCCGCCUCUUCUGCGGAGCGCAACCGUUCGCAAGUUCUUAGUCGGGUAUGAGUUAAUGGCCGAGCCUCAGCGCGAUAUCACUCCUGAGCAGGCGGCCGCUCGUCUUCGUGGAUGCGGUGGUGAGCUCUACCGCAAGAAGCUGGAAUAAAUACUGGUCUUUGUGGGUGAGGGGCAGUCGAAGAUUAGCGAGCGAGUAGUAUUAUCAGAAUUCUUACCUUACAUAUCUAAGGUUGUUGGACAUAUGCCGAUGUACCUAAAAUUUAGCUUUUAUCCAUGGGCCAUAGCAUCAAGCCUGCGGGUUUAAUCGUUGAUUGGUGUUUCUUCGCAUCGUCGGCCCGGCACUCCGAGAAUUACUCACAGCUACCUCGUAUUUGGUCUUGGAAGCAUCGAUCGCUAUUGAUCCCCAGCUUCGUGAUUAGACUUGUCUGGAGUUAUCGUUUCAUUUGAGAGUAGUGUCAAUUAAUCCUGGCAGAACCGAGACCUGUAUAUGAUUUGAAAUCAAAGAUAUACUUCACACAAGUCUUGUAAGCCCUGGACUUUUGGCUACUAUGUUGGCUAUUUAAACCCGACAUCUUGCUACAAACAUGGUUUCUUCGUAUCAUGCGAAAAGUGCCCUCCAG